AGCCAAGAAGAAUUGAAAUCUCUGCUCCUUUUCAUCCAUUAAUCAGCUUUUCCUCUACAUUUUCCACUAGCACAAAGAAACCACACAGAAAAACCAUGGUUGCCCGCGCCGAGAACAUUGGUAUCCGUGCCAUCGAGGUCUACUUCCCGAGCCGUUACGUCGACCAGGUCGAGCUCGAGCAGCACGACGGCGUGUCGGCCGGCAAGUACACGAUCGGUCUGGGGCAGUCCAAGAUGGCGUUCUGCGACGACCGCGAGGACAUCUCGUCAGUGUGCCUGACGGUGGUGCAGUCGUUCAUGGAGAAGUACAACGUGUCGUACAGCGACAUCGGGCGCCUGGAGGUGGGCACCGAGACGAUCAUCGACAAGAGCAAGUCGACCAAGACGGUGCUGAUGAAGCUGUUUGAGGAGUCUGGCAACUUCAACGUCGAGGGCAUCGACACGACCAACGCCUGCUACGGCGGCACCUCGGCGCUCUUCAACGCCUGCCAGUGGAUGGACUCGUCGGCGUGGGACGGCCGUCUGGCGCUGGUGGUGGCCGGCGAUAUCGCCGUCUAUGCGUCGGGCAACGCCAGGCCGUCGGGCGGCUGCGGCGUCGUCUGCAUGCUGGUUGCUCCCGAUGCCCCGCUGGCGCUCGAGUUCCCGCUGCGCGGCACCUUCAUGGAGAACACCUACGAUUUCUACAAGCCCAACAUGUCGUCCGAGUUCCCCACCGUCGACGGCCCGCUGUCGGUGACCUCGUAUGUGCGUGCCCUCGAUAACGCGUACCUGGCCUACAUCGAUGCCCUGGAGAAGCGCGCAGCCGAGUCCGCAGCCUCGCUGGACAGCGUCGACUACCUGGUCUUCCACUCGCCCUACACCAAGCAGGUCAUCAAGGGUUUUGGCCGUAUCGCCUACAACGACUUUUUGCGCAGCCCCGAUGCCCCGCAGUUCGCCGAUGUCCAGCAGUUCAAGGACAUUGCCCGCGAGGACUCGUACACCAACAAGGUCCUCGAGAAGGCCUUCAUUAACGUCUCCAAGCAGGCCUUUGCCGCCAAGACCAAGCCCUCGCUGCUGGCCGCCUCCAACAUCGGAAACAUGUACACGGGCUCGGUCUUCUUUGGCCUGGCCUCGCUGCUCACCGAGGUGUCCUCGGCUGACCUCCAGGGCAAGCGCAUUGCCCUGUUCUCCUAUGGCUCCGGAUGCGCCGCGUCCAUGUACUCGUUCCGCGUCCGCGGCAACACCGAGGAGAUCGCCAAGGCCCUUGACCUCAAGGCCCGUCUGGACAGCCGGACCAAGGUCUCGCCUGUCGAGUUCGAGCAGAUCAUGGCCCUGCGCGAGAAGACCCACAACGCCCUCGAGUACGAGCCCCAGAGCGACGUCUCCAAGCUCUUCCCUGGCACCUUCUAUCUGCAGAAGAUCGACUCCAUGUGGCGCCGCGCCUAUGGCCGCACUCCGCUCAACUAGAGAGAGCUGCUUCUCGGAAGCCGCUGGGCGCUCGGGCGGAGCCAGUGAUUUCUGCUUCUUGAUUUCUGCUUCUUGAUUUCUUUUCCCCAGUAAUUUUUCUACCCUAAACAAAAACAAGCUUCAAAUCAUGGUACUU
This is a messenger RNA of Linderina pennispora, 1581 nucleotides long. Its product is annotated as hydroxymethylglutaryl-CoA synthase. Gene Ontology annotation, molecular function: hydroxymethylglutaryl-CoA synthase activity. The record is from RefSeq and is a predicted model, not a curated record. Lineage: Eukaryota; Fungi; Kickxellomycota; Kickxellomycetes; Kickxellales; Kickxellaceae. Gene Ontology annotation, biological process: ergosterol biosynthetic process; acetyl-CoA metabolic process. The transcript has 2 exons. Bases 96 to 1445 code for a protein of 449 amino acids.